Messenger RNA from Anthonomus grandis grandis, 1427 nucleotides. RefSeq names its product lipase 3-like. Gene Ontology annotation, biological process: lipid metabolic process. Gene Ontology annotation, molecular function: hydrolase activity, acting on ester bonds. The record is from RefSeq and is a predicted model, not a curated record. Bases 111 to 1373 code for a protein of 420 amino acids. The transcript is spliced from 7 exons. Lineage: Eukaryota; Metazoa; Arthropoda; Insecta; Coleoptera; Curculionidae.
GUUAACAUUAUCGGGUCAAGAUUCCAAUUUUGUGGGUUCUAAUUUUUAGUCGGUAGCUAAUAGAAUUAAACAGUAGUUUUAUAACGAUAUCUUAAUGAAUAAAGUGUACAAUGAGACUUUUAAUUUAUUCAUUAGCCGCUUUUAUUGUUGCUAAUUUAAACACCGGUAAUGAAAAUUCUGGGAAAAAGUUGUGGGAGGUCGUGUGGGAUUAUUUGGUUAGUGGGUCCAAGGUCCAUGCUGAUAGUGGAUUAAGUAUAAGCCAAUUUCUGGAUAAAUACCAAUACCCAUUGGAAUUUCACGAGGUCACCACUGAAGAUGGAUAUAUACUGACCCUACACAGGGUGCCCCAUGGGACCAACAAAACCGAAGAAAUUCAGCAGAAACCUGCGAUUCUACUGGUUCACUGUCUGGCAUGUUCUUCCAUGGACUGGAUAUGGCAAGGGCCAAAUAGAUCUUUGGGAUUAAUCUUGGCUGACAAAGGUUAUGACGUUUGGCUUGCCAAUACCCGAGGUAACGCCCACUCAUUAAACCACGAAACUCUCACGCCCCAGAACGCCUCUUAUUGGGAUUUCAGUUUCCACGAAAAGGGUUACUACGACAUGGCUGCCAACAUCGAUUACAUUUUGAAUGUCACUGGCCUAAGCAAUAUAACUUACAUCGGACACUCCCAGGGUACCACAGAUGGACUGGUGCUAACCUCUAGUAGACCCGAAUAUAACGAGAAGUUAAAUUUAAUGGUACUGCUGAGCCCUAUUGGCUAUUUGGAGCAUAUGGCCAGUCCGUUGGUGCAGUUGUUGGUUGAUUAUAACAGUUUGAUUAAGACUGUCCUGCAUUUAUUUAACAUCUACGGAUACCAGUACAAUCCUUUUACGGGAUAUUUGGGAGAAAUAGUAUGUAAUGAAAACAGCCCUUUACAAGGUCUAUGUAUCCUUGUCAUGGAUCUCUUUGCAGGAUUUGAUUUUGAACAAGUUGAUAAGUCUGCUCUGACGGUUUUUUUGACAAACAGUCCAAAUGGAAUAUCUUAUAGAGACAUCGAGCACUAUACUCAAGAAGUCACCUCAGCUCAGUUUAGACAAUACGACUAUGGCAAUUCGAUAUCAAACUUUAUCCACUAUGGACAAUCUGAGCCACCCUCUUACAACAUAUCAAAUAUUAAGGUGCCAUUGGCUGUAUACUAUGCAAAAAACGAUUUUAUGGCAGCUGUAGAAGAUGUAGAAAGACUACUGUCCGAACUGCAGGCUCCAAUAGUGGAGAAACACCUGAUAGAAUACGAGAAGUUUAACCAUUUGGACUUUAUUAUUGCAAAAGACGUUAAGAAACUUUUAUAUGAUCGAGUGCUGUCCCUAAUCCAGAAACAGAUUCCUGUGAUAUAAGAAAGCAUGUUAAUGAUUGUGAUAUUUAUUUCGUAAUAUAUUUUUUAAGUAUUA